This is a messenger RNA of Fopius arisanus, 443 nucleotides long. RefSeq names its product thioredoxin domain-containing protein 9-like. Bases 171 to 425 code for a protein of 84 amino acids. The record is from RefSeq and is a predicted model, not a curated record. Lineage: Eukaryota; Metazoa; Arthropoda; Insecta; Hymenoptera; Braconidae. The transcript has 2 exons.
GUGCCGCCUGAGAGAAAUUGUCCCCCGAUUUUGGAUUGGCAAUACCUGCUUGUAUCAUACCUUAUAUUAUUUUCAAUAACACAAGUGCUCAUUGUUGUGGUCGAUGUCAUCAGCUGACGAAAAUUAAAUUUCUGUGUACAUAUUUAAAAUAGUCAUAAUAAAAAUUAGAAAUGUACAGUCAGGAUAUUCUAGCUACAUUGUCGAUGUUAAAUCAUCUCAGCAACAAUGACUUGGAAGAAAUAUUGAACGACGAUGGAAGAUUCGAGGAAAUUGACAAUGACAUAAAACAGCAUAAGAUCUUGGAGGCGACGAAACAGGUGGAGUGCCAAUUAGAUGGAGAGAGUGAAUCUCUGGAGAACCUAGAUAUUGAUGAUAUUGAAAAGCUGAGGAAGAAGAGGUUACAGGAGAUGAAGAAAGUACAUUAGCAGAAACAGGCGUGGUUG